GGGGGGGGGGAAGAGAUUCGGCGUUUCUUCUCCACAUUUUAAGCACGUUUUUACGGCCAAAAAGCUCGCACGCGUCCGCUCGGGUGCAGUAUUCGCCUCGCUCGUUGAAGGAAGUCGCGGAGUUUGAUUGCUUUUCGUCGGAGGAAGCGUUGCGGUCUUUGUUCAUUCAUUUCAUCGCUCGAGGUUCCUUUGUUGGACCGCAAGGAAGGGAAGAAAAAAAAAAAAAAGCAUGGGUGCACAAAUCUCCAAAGGAAAGGAGGAAGCUGCGGUGGAGAAGCCCGGCGAGGCUGCAGCGGUGGCGGCUAAGACUAAUGGACAGGAGAACGGCCACGCCAAGACCAAUGGCGACGCCUCCCCGGGUGCGGAGGACGCCGACAAGGUUGAAGCUAACGGAAGCACCCCCACUGAGGAGGCGCCCAAGGAGGAUGGCGAGGAGGCUGAGAAGGAGGCCGCCGCUGUAAACGGCGAGGCCAAGCCGGAGGAGGGCGCCGUCGGCGAGGACGUCAAGCAAAAGAAGAAGCGUUUCUCCUUCAAAAAGCCCUCCUUCAAGCUGAGCGGCUUCUCCUUCAAGAAGACCAAGAAGGAGUCCGAGGAGGCCGCCGAGGAAGGAGCUGCCGCCGCCGAGGGGGAGGGCGCUGCGACCGAGGAGGCCGCCGCAAGCAGCGAGGAGGCCAAGCCCGCCGAGGCUGCCCCCGCCGCCGCCGCAGAGGAGGCUCCUGCACCCGAGGAGCCGAAAGCUGAAGAAGAGGCGAAGCCAGUGGAGGAGGCGGCAGCUGCAGCACCAGCAGGUGAGGAGAAACCAGCCGAGGCGUCCUCACCGGCGGAGCCAGAGGCCGCCGCCGCCGCCAGUCCGGAGGCACCCGCUGCCGCCGCCGCCGCCGAGUAAUCCUACUGAAGGGAAGAGACGACGUCAUGAAGGAGGCCAUUGGAGCCCAUCUGAAGGAAUGCGAGGACUUGUCUGAAACCAGGGAUUUGUUUUCUUUUUUAUGUUGUUUACUUUUGUUUGCAUUUCAUCCACUGCAAGGUGGGCGGCGAGGCGGGUUCUUAGGGGGGCGCGCGUCCUCCUCUUUCCCCGUCCUCGCCGGUUCCUGCCGGCGUUUGUCGGGUGAGCGUGAAAGUGUGACUGAGUGUGAAUGCUACUUUUUUUUUUCUUUUUCUACAUGAAACCAUGACUGUGUUGAUGCUGACAUAUUUAAUUGAAGUAUUUGGUGCUGGGCUAAUUGUAUGUAGCAGUUGAAGCUGUGUCUGCAACAUUCCACACACUUAAGCUUUUUCGUGUGGUUUUUCUUCAAAAAGGGAAAGCCCUCAGCCAAGUCUUUAAAAAAAAAAAAAAAAGUUAAAAAAAAAGGUCUUUGCAGUGGACGCUCCUGUGGACACAAGCGCUCCUGAAGGAAGUAGAUGUAGUUUACCAUUCCGGUUUACAAAUAGGUGCUCGUCACUCCUCCCCCUCACCUUUCCCCCUAUAUUUAGAGUCCGACAUUUCAAAAGUUUCUGUAGUAAUGCACGUUGUAUAGACUUUGAUAUUACUGGUUUUAUGACUGAAAUGUACCUAAAUGACAUUUUUAACAGAUAAAACAAAACCCAUUGUAAAUGACUUGGUUUUUUUUCACCAUUUGUAAGAUUGAAUAAAAUUGGGAGAUGUUUUAAGCAGAAGCUGUGAUGACUACAACACUUCAUCUCGAGACUAGCGAGUACAGUACAUCGUCUUUUUUUCUUUCUUUUUUUUUGUAGAUUUAGACAUGUUUUUCUUUCUUUCUGUACAUAACGACAUCACUUGGAUAUGAAUGUAACAUUGGCUACAACAUGGUAUUGAGGUGUUUUCAGAUUCUGUGAGCACUGAAGAAUAAAGGAAAGUGUGAAUUGGCA
Molecule: messenger RNA, 1866 nt
Organism: Nerophis lumbriciformis (worm pipefish)
Lineage: Eukaryota; Metazoa; Chordata; Actinopteri; Syngnathiformes; Syngnathidae
Gene: marcksb
Product: myristoylated alanine-rich protein kinase C substrate b
Biological process (GO): actin filament organization; central nervous system development
Cellular component (GO): cytoplasm; actin filament bundle; plasma membrane
Molecular function (GO): calmodulin binding; actin filament binding
Source: RefSeq, a predicted model, not a curated record